AUGGAGGCUGUCGCUCGCGCGCUGGGGCCGGCCGCCUCGGAGGCAUGGCACCGCCUCGGCCCCUCCCUCGAGCAGUUUGUUGCCGAACAGCAGCGGUUCAAAUUGGUCUAUACGUCGCAGCCCACAUGGCCUGUCCUCCCGGCGUCGUGUGAGCGCGCCCACAUUGCCGUGCUCGACGCGUCGUUCAAUCCACCUACUCGCGCACAUGCCGGCCUCGCACACCUGCGCCCCGCUAUAUCGCCGCACCACUUUGAUGCACAUAUACUGCUGUUUUCUGUGCGAAACGCCGACAAGGGCCGCGGGCGCCCCGGCGACGCCAGCCCUCUGCAGCGUCUGCACAUGAUGCUGCUGCUCGCGCAGCACCUCGAGCAGAGCGAUAUGCAGGUCGCCGUCGCCCUGGUGGACGAGCCGCUCGUAUUUGCCAAGUCGACGCUCUUGCAUACGCACCUGCGCGCGUCUGCGCCGCUACACCUGCACUGGCUCAUGGGCAGUGAUACCCUCGUGCGCGUAUUCCAGCCCAAGUACUACGGGUCAGAGGCCGCGCUUGUUCAUGCGUGCGACCGCUUCUUUGCUCAGGAACAGUCGCACAUGCUUUGUGCGGAGCGCUCGCCCACCUCUGUGCAGGGCACGGCGGGCCUUCCCGGCGCAACUGCGCUGGCACAGGCCACGUCGCCAGAGCUGCAUGAACUGCUCGCACACAGCGCCCUCGCGCGUCACUGGCUCGAGCAGGGGGGCAUUGCUCUCCGUCCACUCGACCCUGACGUGGCGCGCCACAGUUCCACGGCCGUUCGCACGUUCCUGACAGAGGCCGAGGCCCAGGGCAUGAGCCGCGAAGACCUCGUCAACGCCUUACACACUAUGGUGCCUGCGCCUGUGGCUCGCUACCUGGCAGAAGCACACGUGUACUAG
Messenger RNA from Malassezia sympodialis ATCC 42132, 909 nucleotides. It is a transcript of the gene POF1, whose product is annotated as nicotinamide-nucleotide adenylyltransferase. Gene Ontology annotation, cellular component: cytoplasm; nucleus. NCBI's taxonomy places the organism in Eukaryota, Fungi, Basidiomycota, Malasseziomycetes, Malasseziales, Malasseziaceae. The record is from RefSeq and is a predicted model, not a curated record. Gene Ontology annotation, molecular function: nicotinamide-nucleotide adenylyltransferase activity; ATP hydrolysis activity.